Messenger RNA from Sorghum bicolor (sorghum), 1058 nucleotides. RefSeq names its product nifU-like protein 1, chloroplastic. The transcript is spliced from 3 exons. The record is from RefSeq and is a predicted model, not a curated record. Bases 70 to 738 code for a protein of 222 amino acids. Gene Ontology annotation, cellular component: mitochondrion. NCBI's taxonomy places the organism in Eukaryota, Viridiplantae, Streptophyta, Magnoliopsida, Poales, Poaceae. Gene Ontology annotation, molecular function: iron-sulfur cluster binding; iron ion binding. Gene Ontology annotation, biological process: iron-sulfur cluster assembly.
CCCCAACUUCUUGGACGGCAGCAAAAGAGCAAACGCGCACGCUAACACGCACCCACACCACACAAUCCCAUGGAAGCGUCCCUUGCCGCCGCCGGCGCCGCCGGCUUGUUUCCUCCGCCACGAAUCCGCAUCCGAAUCACCAAAUCGAGCCCACUCCCACCCCCUCGGCGCCUCCAAUUCGGAACCACCAAGAUCUGGACCUCUGGCUCGCGGGCAUGCCUGGCCGCGGCCUCCGCGUCCACACCGUCGGCGCCGGGAGGCGGCCUUUACUCGGCGGCGACGUACGAGCUGACCCCAGAAAACGUCGACCGCGUCCUGGACGACGUCCGGCCAUACCUCAUCUCUGACGGCGGCAACGUCACCGUCGUUGCCGUCGAGGACGGUGUCAUCUCCCUCAAGCUUGAAGGAGCAUGCGGCAGCUGCCCCAGCUCGACGACGACGAUGAAUAUGGGCAUCGAGCGUGUGCUCAAGGAGAAGUUCGGCGACGCUUUUAAGGAAAUCCGUCAGGUGUUCGACGAGGAUCAGCCGCCGGCGGAGACGACGCCCGAGGCGGUGAACCGGCACCUGGACAUACUUCGGCCAGCGAUCGCGAACUACGGCGGGAGCGUGGAUGUGUUGGCCGUCGACGGCGAGGACUGCCUGGUGAGGUACGACGGCCCGGAAUCCAUCGGCAGCGGUAUCAAGGCGGCCAUCAAGGAGAAAUUCCCGGACAUCACCAAUGUGGUGUUUACCCUGUAGAACACUGUCUAGCUAUGCUAUGCAUAUUAUUACGCAGUCGACAGCAAAUGAGAAGAUGAAAUGACCAGACAUAUUGAUCCAAUUUCAUACAUGUAAUUGCGAAAACGUAGUAAUGCAAGGAUGAGACGCAUUACAUCCUUGAAUUUGCUCUGGUGCGGUCAUCCUUGCAUUUGGCAGAAAGUGGAUGGACGGUUUUGCGUCUCAUCCUUGCAUUUGCUCUGGUGCGGUCAUUGCAGCUUUCAGGAGCACAUCUCCUGCUGCGAGUGCCGAUGUUUCCCUUCCGUCACCUGAAAUUGAGAUGAUUCGGAAUUUUCAUUUCA